Messenger RNA from Pipistrellus kuhlii (Kuhl's pipistrelle), 4072 nucleotides. RefSeq names its product zinc finger protein 710 (gene ZNF710). Gene Ontology annotation, molecular function: DNA-binding transcription factor activity, RNA polymerase II-specific; RNA polymerase II cis-regulatory region sequence-specific DNA binding. The coding region runs from base 199 to 2247 and encodes 682 amino acids. The transcript is spliced from 6 exons. NCBI's taxonomy places the organism in Eukaryota, Metazoa, Chordata, Mammalia, Chiroptera, Vespertilionidae. Gene Ontology annotation, biological process: regulation of transcription by RNA polymerase II. The record is from RefSeq and is a predicted model, not a curated record.
CGCGCACAGCAGCCGGCGGUGGGCACCGCGCCCCCGGCCCCCCGAGGCCCCCGCGCAGCCCCGGACCCGGACCCGGACCCGGAGCCGGGUGCUCAGAGGAGGUCUUUGCAGCCUUGAGGGUCACCCCGCCAUCUUUGAAGCGACUCCUUUUCAACCCUGCCUUUGAGAUCAUCGAUGCCCUCCUAGCCCCGCCCAGGCAUGGAGGGCUUCAUGGACUCGGGGACCCAGACGGACGCGGUGGUGGUGCUGUCCCUGGCGCAGGCCGCCGUGCUGGGCCUGGUCUCGGAGAAUGAGCUCUUUGGCGCCACCAUCAGCGCCGACGCCUUCUACCCGGACCUGGGCCCCCCGGAGCUGUCAUCGGCGGCGGAGUCCGCGGCCUCUUCCCUGGGGGAGCCGGGCCCCCAGGACCCCGAUGUCUACCAGCUCGCCUGCCACGGACGCGGCCUGGAGGAGCCGGCGGCGGCGGAGGAGGAGGUGCUGGAGGUGGAGGCGGCCUUCGAGAAGCACACGCGGCGGAAGACACGGCCACCGGUGCGCCUGGUGCCCAAGGUCAAGUUUGAGAAGCUGGAGGAGGAAGAGGAGGAGGAGGAGGAAGUCUACGAGGUGUCUGUGUCCGGCGGCUGCAAUGACAAGGACGCAGGCCCCGCUGAGGUCCCCGGCUGCGAGGCCCUGGUGCAGAGCAGCGCCGUCAAGAUGAUCGACCUGAGCGCCUUCAGCCGCAAGCCCCGGCCGCUGCGGCCCCUGCCCCGCGCCCCAGCCCCGCGGCCAGAGCUGGACCUGGCCCCCUACGCCCCCCACUUCCCCGAUCCCGCCCGGGAUGUCGUGUACCCGGAGCCCGACGCCUUGCCCUUGACCUUGACCUCCGAGUGUGGCUUUGAGCCGCCGCCGCCUCCUCCGCCGCACCUGGCCCCGCUGGGCGACCCCGAGGCGCCCCCCGCCUCCGCCGCCACCGUGGGGUCCCCGGAGGCCCUGAAGCCCGAGGAGGGGGGCUUCGUGUGGCCGGAGGCCGGCGAGCUGGAGGCGGCCGCCGGCUCGACCGCCGAUCGGCACAAGAAGGCCCAGCUCGACCGGCUGGACAUCAACGUGCAGAUCGACGACUCGUACCUGGUGGAGGCGGGCGACCGGCAGAAGCGCUGGCAGUGCCGCAUGUGCGACAAGUCCUACACGUCCAAGUACAACCUGGUCACGCACAUCCUGGGCCACAACGGCAUCAAGCCGCACGCAUGCCCGCACUGCGGCAAGCUCUUCAAGCAGCCCAGCCACCUGCAGACGCACCUGCUCACGCACCAGGGCACGCGGCCGCACAAGUGCCAGGUGUGCCACAAGGCCUUCACGCAGACCAGCCACCUCAAGCGCCACAUGCUGCUGCACUCCGAGGUGAAGCCCUACAGCUGCCGCUUCUGCGGCCGCGGCUUCGCCUACCCCAGCGAGCUCCGGGCCCACGAGGGCAAGCACGAAAGCGGCCGCUGCCACGUGUGCGUGGAGUGCGGCCUGGACUUCUCCACGCUGGCGCAGCUCAAGCGCCACCUGGCAUCCCACCAGGGCCCCACCCUCUACCAGUGCCUCGAGUGCGACAGGGCCUUCCACUACCGCAGCCAGCUGCACAACCACAUGCUCAAGCACCAGAACGUGCGGCCCUUCGUGUGCACCGAAUGCGGCAUGGAGUUCAGCCAGGUGCACCACCUCAAGCAGCACUCGCUCACGCACAAGGGCGUGAAGGAGUUCAAGUGCGAGGUGUGCGGCCGGGAGUUCACGCUGCAGGCGAACAUGAAGCGGCACAUGCUGAUCCACACGAGCGUCCGGCCCUAUCAGUGCCACAUCUGCUUCAAGACCUUCGUGCAGAAGCAGACCCUCAAGACCCACAUGAUUGUACACUCGCCCGUGAAGCCGUUCAAGUGCAAGGUGUGCGGGAAGUCCUUCAACCGCAUGUACAACCUGCUCGGCCACAUGCACCUGCACGCGGGCAGCAAGCCCUUCAAGUGCCCCUACUGCUCCAGCAAGUUCAACCUCAAGGGCAACCUGAGCCGGCACAUGAAGGUCAAGCACGGCGUCAUGGACAUCGGCCUGGACAGCCAAGACCCCAUGAUGGAGCUGGCGGGCGCCGACCCCUCGGAGCUGGACGGCCAGCAGGAGAUGGAGGACUUUGAGGAGAGCGCGUACGCGUACGCGGGCGUGGACGGCGGCGCCGAGGCCAGCGUGCUCACCGAGCAGGCCAUGAAGGAGAUGGCCUACUACAACGUGCUCUAGCGGCCCCCGGAACCGGGUGAGGGGGGCCUGGGCGUGGGGGUGAGACCCCCAGGAGUCACCACUAGGGACUCGCAGACCAAAUGGAUGAACCACUGGCCUCGGCUGGGAACCGGACCCGGGCCCCAGGCCCUGCGGGAAAGGGAGGGUGGCAGGGACCCUGGUCUGCGGCUCCUGGGCCUGCCUACUGCCCUGGGAGGGUCGGGGACAGGGACAGGCUCUCAGGUGUCCCCAGGCCCGCAGUGUCCCGCAGGGCCAAGCCGAUGGCUCCUCAGGGGGUCCCGACACUGGAAAAAAGGAUCGUGGAGCCUUGUUCCCCUCCCUGCCUGCUUCUUAGGGAUGUUGGGGCUCCCGGCUGGCCAGCACUGCCCACCCCUUACCCAUGAGCCCCCGGGGCUGGGCCCCCCCUCCCCCACCCUGCCCCCCGGACAGCCAGGCAGGGCCCCGCCUUCUACCUCCCGGUGCCUCCCCGGCUCCCCCUGGAGCCAGGGGCACGUGCGGCCCCAUCCUGGCCGGCGGGACAGCAGGGUGCAGCUCACCCCCCCCCCCCCAGCAAACGCCUUCUCCAGCCCACCCCCCGCAGGCCCCUUCUUACCGCCCGGAGGUGGGUGGAGUCCCCCAGUUCUGUCUUAGCCGGGGCUCCACACGGUGUCCCCGAUCGAUCGGGGCCCCCGAUGUGAGCUGAGCCGGGCACCGUGAGGGGUCUCUGAGACCCCCCCCCCCAGGAGCUGCCCGGGCUGGGGCCGGAGCAUUCGUCUUAUUUAAGGGGUCACCGUGUCCCUGCUGAGGUCGGGACAGCCCCGUCUGCAGGGCCCCCCCGAAACAGCCACAUUUAAAAAGGAAAAUGAAGACCAUAGAGAGAAAGGAGAUUUUUUUUUUUUUUUUUUUUUUGAGCAAAUGGGGGACUUUGGAAGGUAAUUGAUUUUACGCUUAUAACCUUUCUAAUGGAGGCCGUUUUCUUUUUCCCAACGGGAGCUUCCUUACGUGCUGUGUGGGCGCUGUGCCCCCAUCCGAGAACUUUGUCCUGGCCUGGCGGACCUCGGGGGCUGCGCUCCGGCCCUGGGGGCCCAGCUGCUGGCAGGGAGGCUCAGGGGGUGCGUGGGGAGGCAGGAGGAGGCCUGGGGGGCAGGCCCUCCACCCCCACCCAGCCCCUCGCUCUGACCCGCUUCCUCCCGGGCCCUGUCCCCCGCCGGCUCCUGCCCCUGGAACCGGAGGCGGCAGGCCCCUGGCAGGGCAAUGGCACAUUCAGGAACCGGGGGCACCCAGACCCCUGCCCUCUGUAGGGAGAGGCGGGCAGGGCUGUCCCCGAAGGCCCAGAGGAGGUGAAGCCACCAACGUCAGCCCAGGAACCAGGUGCGGGGACAGCUGGGGCUGGGAGAGCACUUUGCAAUGCAGCCCCUGUGCCCAGGUGGGGGGGGGGGGGGCGGGCCUCGGGGUCAGGCCGCCCGGGGCCCCUCCUUCUCUGCUGCAGCUCCUGCUAAGCAACAGACGAGACGUUGGGGGCCACGGGGGCCCCUCCCCAAGCCUGGCUCUCCAGACCCCCCGCCCCCCGGCGCCCCGGCGCCUGCCACGAUGACCCUCAGGUGGCAGUGACCCCAUCACUGUAGAGACGUUUUCUCCUGCUGAGACGCAUCGUUCCUGAAAACUACCUCUUCCCACGACGUCUUUCUCCCCUGGUACCAAAAAGAACCCCGUACCUCUCCUCCUCCUCCUCCUCCUCCCACUCCUCCUCCUCCCUCCCUCCUCCUCCUCCUCUCCUUCCUGCUUCCUCUUUUUUUCCCUCAUCUUUCCUUCCUCCUCCUCCUCUCUCCCUCCUUCUUCUUUCCCU